Molecule: messenger RNA, 542 nt
Organism: Vombatus ursinus (common wombat)
Lineage: Eukaryota; Metazoa; Chordata; Mammalia; Diprotodontia; Vombatidae
Gene: RNASEH2C
Product: ribonuclease H2 subunit C
Exons: 4
Coding region: 43-471 (142 amino acids)
Biological process (GO): RNA catabolic process
Cellular component (GO): ribonuclease H2 complex
Source: RefSeq, a predicted model, not a curated record
CCGAGUGCGUUUCCCGCAGCAGCGCACGCGCACAGGGAAGGGAUGCCGGACGGCGCAGCCCCCGCGGUCCCUGGUCUCAUCCGGCUGCAGCCGAGCUCCGUGCAAGCCGCGGCGCAGACGCUGCUGCACCUGCUGCCGUGCGAAAUCCAGCACAACGGGCCCGCCGCCGUCAGUCGCUUUUUCAGCCCGGCCAUUCGGCCGGGGCCCUCAGGGCCAGUGGUGUCCUUCAGGGGCCGCAGCCUGCAUGGAGAAGAGGUGACACUGCCCUCCGGCUACAUGGGGCUGGUGCUUCGGGAAGAAGACAAGUCAGAGGGGCCAGAGGAUCGGACCGUCCAGGCCAUCGGUACCUUCAGCAGCUUUACCCUUUGGGGCCUGGAGAAUCUCCCAGGGCCAGAUGCCAGGAUGCACGGAGCCCUGAACUGGCCCAGCCUGGCCACUGCUAUCCAUGCACCUGUGGCUGAGGAUGACUGAAGAAAGAGCUGGAGCCCGAACUUGGUGUCCAUCUACACCCCACCCCCCAAUAAAAUUCAGUUUGGAAAUUG